Physcomitrium patens is the source of this 2196-nucleotide messenger RNA. Its product is annotated as DEAD-box ATP-dependent RNA helicase 5. Gene Ontology annotation, molecular function: nucleic acid binding; ATP binding. The record is from RefSeq and is a predicted model, not a curated record. Lineage: Eukaryota; Viridiplantae; Streptophyta; Bryopsida; Funariales; Funariaceae.
CUGGAGUGUGAACCCGUGAGCGAGCACGCGGGCAUGGGUUUAGGUCACGUUGUGCUGCUCACUUGCCUAGGGCGCCGACCCUGCUCUGAUGUUGGUCUUUCGGGUUGCGUAGCCGGCGUUGUGUGCCGCCUCUCCCUCCUGUUUGCUCUCCAAUUCUGCCGCUAAGUCGCGGUGUGUUUCGCUGCGAUUUGGUUUUAAGGAGGGGAUCACGUAGAAGGAAGGAGGCUGCCAUGGUGGCGCUGGACAACAUGGUUGCGGCAAAUCCUGCUCAGCAGGGUAAGAAGGCGAAGAAGAAGGAGAAGAAGAAGCGGGAGCGGGAGGACGCUGAGGUUGCAGCAGAGGCAGCAGCGCCUGUCGCUACCGUGGUGGAGAUGGAGGUGGAUGUUGAGAAGAAGAAGAAAAAGAAAAAGAGGAACAAAGUGGUUGAGGGUGCGGGCGAGGUCGUUGCGGUAGAGGCAGAGGAGGGAGUUCCAGAAGAGAAGAGCAAGAAGAAACAGAAGAGUGAGGUUGGUAGCGUGGCGAAGACGUCGGCGGUAGCUGCAGAAGUGGUGGCAAAUGAGAAGCUGAGUGUUGUUGUGACGGGCAGUGGAAGUGACAAUCCUAAGUUUAAGAAACAAGAGAAUUUCAAGCUGGAAGGCGUGCCGCCCACCGUGCUGCAGUGCUGUCAAGGAUUCGAGAAACCGUCGCCAAUUCAGGGUCAUGCAUGGCCCUUCUUGCUUGCCGGACGAGACUUGAUUGGUAUUGCUGCGACGGGUUCAGGUAAGACACUCGCUUUUGGAAUUCCUGCAAUGAAGCACGUGCUGGACAAAAUCACGAAGACGAAAGGGAAAAAGGCAGCCCCUGUUUGCCUCGUGCUCGCACCCACUCGGGAGCUUGCGCAGCAAAUCGCAGACGUGCUGGAGGAGUCGGGCAGUGCCUGUGGGGUCGGAGUUGUGUGUGUGUAUGGGGGUACACCGAAAGGUCCUCAAAGGAGUGCCCUCAAGGCAGGGGCAAGGGUUGUGGUGGCGACUCCAGGAAGGCUGCAGGAUUUGAUGGAGGAGGGUGUGUGCUCUUUAGACCAGGUUACGUAUGUCGUUUUGGACGAGGCCGACAGGAUGUUGGAUUUAGGGUUUGAACCUGCGAUUCGAGCAAUUUUGAGCACAUGCUGCCAAGUUAGGCAGACGGUCAUGUUCAGCGCGACCUGGCCAAUGGCGGUGUCCAAGUUAGCUAUGGAGUUCAUGAAUGAGAAAGACCCUGUGAAGGUUAUGGUAGGAUCACAGGACUUGGCAGCCAAUCAUGACGUGACUCAGAUUGUGGAAGUGAUCGAAGACAGAGCUCGAGAUGCCCGACUGGAAACGUUGCUUCAAAAAUAUCACAAGUCCCGCACGAACCGAGUGUUAGUGUUCGUAUUGUACAAGAAGGAGGCAGUACGUGUGGAGACUGCUCUUCAAAGGCGGGGCUGGAAAGUCUCUGCGGUUCACGGAGACAAAGGCCAAUCAGAUCGCACGAGAGCUGUAAAUUCCUUCAAGGAUGGGACGCGGCCUCUCUUGAUUGCCACCGAUGUCGCUGCUAGAGGACUUGACAUACCUGAUGUUGAAUAUGUCAUCAACUACAGCUUCCCACUUACUACAGAAGAUUAUGUACAUCGAAUUGGAAGAACAGGUAGGGCUGGGAAGAAAGGUCUUUCGCAUACAUUUUUCACGCAAGCUGACCGGGCCAGAGCUGGUGAGCUCGUGAAUGUGCUCAGGGAAGCAGGUCAAACAGUCCCAGAGGAACUUCUCAAGUUCGGCACUCAUGUGAAGAAGAAAGAAUCCAAGCUCUAUGGUGCCCAUUUCAAAGAAAUUGGCGCAGAUUCUGGAAAAGCGAAGAAGAUCACAUUUGGAGACUCCGAUGACGAGUGAAUGGGAGCUCAUGAGCCAUCGUUAGCAAUGUUUGGGUGGUAGCUCGUGUAUAGUAAAAGUCCUCUCAUGACAGCCGUGCAGCUGAAUUCACUAAUAUUAUUUCUAAGGAUCCAAAAUUGAUCUGAGAAGCGUGAGACUCUUAGAACUGAGAUGAGACGUUUUCUGCGUGUACACCUCCCAAUUUUGACUUGUUUCCUCUGCGCAAUUUAUUAAAAAUUGAGUUGUGUGGGACCCCCACCUCCAUAUGCGGUCGAGGAAGCUCUGAAACUUAAGUCUUUAAAUUACAACUUUCUAUGUGAUGGAGACCAUUCAUGUC